This is a messenger RNA of Biomphalaria glabrata, 3237 nucleotides long. RefSeq lists its product as uncharacterized. Bases 569 to 3220 code for a protein of 883 amino acids. Gene Ontology annotation, biological process: DNA integration; proteolysis. Lineage: Eukaryota; Metazoa; Mollusca; Gastropoda; Planorbidae. Gene Ontology annotation, molecular function: zinc ion binding; aspartic-type endopeptidase activity; nucleic acid binding. The transcript has a single exon. The record is from RefSeq and is a predicted model, not a curated record.
GUGAUUGUGUUUGUAUAGACCAUUGUUGACAACACCUUAUAGAACCUUGGUUGUAAGAUGUGAGGAUUUCUAUGUUUAUUUAUUGUAUUUAUUAUUAUUCCAUUGGUUGACUAGGUAAAGCGGGGUGACGGCCCUUGGGGUUUUGUUAUUGUUGACAGAGGACCGGAGUUUUGUGAUAGCGUAGUAGGAACCAUUAUAAGGCAGUUUGAUAGUUAAUGUAUAUUUAGGAAUUCAGCCUUUGUUGGCGUUAUCUACAGUUAUAAUUUAUUCUUAUUUCUUUAUUAAAUAUUUCUUAUUCCUAACGCAUCCCUGGUGUUCUUGAAGUAUUGCAUAUGUAAUGUAUACAUGUCAAAGUCAUAGGCUACAAAUUCACAACAAUCACAACAAUGGUGGAGCAGCAAGUGUGUCAACAAGUUGACAGGUGAACUAUUUCAUCAUUAUAGUUGUUAUCUAUUAUCUUCUGGUCAGCAGUAAGCUCUACUGACUUCAAAUAUAGAGCUGGGAAAUCAAGUAACUCAGGGACUAAAAGGCUUGUCGUAAAGUAUAAGAACAAACCUACGUCCAUAAAAUGGCCGAGAAAGUAUACGGUGACCUACUAAAACUAUAUGAAACGGGGAAGAGUCUUGGCUACCAAAGAGAAGAAUUGGACGAGUGGGUUGCUAAAAUCAUAAAACAGAAUGAGGAGAGAGAUGCUAGAAUGGAAGAGAGGAAAGAAAGAGAAGAAGAAAGGAAAGAAAAGGCGAAAGUAGAAGAAGAAGAAAGGAAACAAAGGGCGAAAGUAGAAGAAGAAGAAAGGAAACAAAGGGCGAAAGUAGAAGAAGAAGAAAGGAAACAAAGGGCGAAAGUAGAAGAAGAAGAAAGGAAACAAAGGGCGAAAGUAGAAGAAGAAAAGGCGAAAAUAGAAGAACGGAAGAUGGCAAUGCAGGAAGAAGAGAUGAGAUUUAAAUGGAAACUAGAAGAGGACCAAGUAGCGGCCAAAAUAAAAAGAGACGACGAGGAAUCGAAGGCCAAAAUUGCCGCAAUCGAAAAAGAGAGUAAAGCAAAGGAUGUAGAGGAGCAGGAAAAUAGAGACACGAGGAAAAGAAACACGCCCCAAACAAAGAGACAAAAAUUCGUGGAAGGCACGGAUAAGAUGGAUGCAUUUAUCAACAGAUUUGAAAUGCUGAUGAAACUUGAAAAAGAACCACAACACGAAUGGGCCAUACAACUUCUCAGUUUGGUCGGAGGAAAGGCCCUCGAUGCACUACAAGUCCUAAGCGAUGACGGGGUAGCAAACUAUGCCAUCCUCAAGAAAACAUUACUUGAUUUCUAUCAAUACAGCGAAGACGACUACCGACAGAAGUUUCAUGAGCUAAAACCACCAUCAGACGGCAACAUGAAGCAAUUUGUUUCUGAUGUGAAAAUAACGUUCGAAAAAUGGGUUCAAGCGUCUGGAAUUGAAGAAUCGUUCGAGAAUCUGAAGCAGUUUAUCAUCGUGGACAAAAUCGUAUCAACUGCUGGGAAGCAUUUGUUUGCUUUCCUACAGGAAAGAAAACCGAGAAGUGUGGAGACCGUUAUGGAACUGUGUCAAACUUAUGUAGCAGCACAUCCGGGCGAAAUACUACAAAAGGUUGAAAACAGUGAAGAAAUCGAAUUUGCCGCCACAACAGUCCCUACAGCAGCACGAUUUACAAGGAAAGAAACAGCACAACAACGUAGCCCACCACAAGACAGAGAUAUACAGAGAUAUACAGAGAGAGAACAAAAUGAUUAUAGACCAAAUCAGUCAUCGGCCCAGAGAAAUGAAGUGAGAUGCUUUAACUGUAGGAAAAUAGGACACAUAGCGAAGUACUGUAGAGAGGCAAGGCGAAGAGAAUACUGGAAGAAUGAUGUUGUAGCUCACGUAGGAGGCUUAGCAGAGAGUCUUUCACCGUACGUUACCCCUGCAAUAGUUAACGGGAAUCACAUCCUUUCCCUACGCGACACAGGGGCCACGAAAUGUGUACUUCUAGCAAAACUUGUGAGUCCCCAUCAGUACACCAAAAGACAAUGCAAAGUACAAGGUUUUGGAGGGCAGGUCAAAAGUUACCCGACCGCUAUAGUACACAUUAACUCCCCUUAUUUCAAUAAAACAGUUGAAGCUAUAGUUGUUGAUAAUGGACCAUUCGAUUUGUUGAUAGGAAAUGUUCCAAACAUAGAAUUUCCAAAAGAGGCUCAGAUCAACAGUUGGAAAGAAUUGUAUAACUGGAAGUUACCUCAACAAGAUGAUUGUAUGCAGAUGCAACAACAAAUGGCACAAAACCCCAACCGAAAAGAAGUACAGAUCCCUAGCCAGACAAGUCCUAUAGAAACCAUACAGCAAGUUGAAACCAGACAACAAAAAUUGAAACGAGAACAGGAAAGUUCUGGCGAUGACCUCCUGAACAGAACUAGAAGAGACGAUAGUGACGAAACGCCUGGGGGUGACACUAUGACAGAGAAAUGCAAUCCAGAAAAAUUUCAAGAAGCUCAAAAGAAAGACCCCACUCUGACUAAAAUUUUUAAUUUGGCAAAGAAAGGAACAGUAGCAAGCACGAAGAGAAGUAAAAAAGAAUUCAUAAUAAAACAAGGCACCUUAAUUAGAAAAUAUACCGAUCAAAGGGGUGAAUUCAAACAAUUAGUAACACCCAAGGAAUACAGAUUAAUGAUACUACAGCAAGGUCACGAUCUAUCAGUAGCUGGACAUAUGGGUCGCGCAAAAACAAAACAAAGAAUCCAACACUCCUUCUAUUGGCCUGGCAUGGACAAAGAUAUUGCUAAAUAUGUGUCAUCCUGCAAAAUAUGCAUGGACAUGAGGAAAAACAAACCGAGACCAGCUCCUAUACAGAGAACAGAUCUAGCAUGUAGACCUUUCGAGAAAAUUGCAGUUGAUAUUAUAGGACCGACAGCCACAAUGUCAAAAAGGGGUCACAGGUAUAUCCUAACAAUUGUAGAUUUCGCUACACGAUGGGCAGAAGCAUAUCCUUUGAAAAAGGCUACAGCAGAAGAAACAGCUGGAGCUUUGCUGAACUUGUUCACUAGAAUUGGGUUCCCGGAUACUAUCCUAAGCGAUAGAGGGGUACAGUUCACAGCAAACCUUACUCGUCACAUUACGAACACCCUAGGGAUAAAGCAGUGUUUCACGACCCCCUACUGCCCCCAGAGCAAUGGGGUCUGCGAACGACUAAACGGGACUGUAAAAACCAUGUUAGAAAAGGCUUAAGUAGGUAGAGAAGAGGA